AUCUCAACUCACUAUGAUGGUUAAGGAGUAUUUGUUUGUUGAUAACAUGUAGUAGUUCGUAUCGACAACUGAACUGAAGCUGUAAUGCGAUGAUGUCAGGAGGAGGAGGAGUUCCUGUCUUCAACCUUGCUCCUAAUCUCAGCGUUUCAAAGCUGUGUUUGGGAACUAUGACUUUCGGUGAGCAAAACACGUUAUCUCAGUCUUUUCAGCUUCUCGACCAAGCCUUCCAUGCCGGAAUCAACUUUUUUGACUCCGCUGAAAUGUACCCAGUGCCCCAGCGUGGUGACACUUGUGGGAAGAGUGAGGAGUAUCUUGGCCGUUGGAUUAAACACCGAAAUAUCCCUCGGGACCGUCUCGUUCUUGCAACUAAGGUUGCUGGACCAUCAGGGCAGAUGACUUGGAUUAGAGGCGGCCCUAAAUGUUUGGAUGCCACCAAUAUUAUUCAAGCUAUAGAUAAUAGCAGUUUGUUGCGGAUGCAAUUGGAUUAUAUUGAUCUUUAUCAAAUUCAUUGGCCUGAUCGGUAUGUUCCAAUGUUUGGAGAAACUGAAUAUGAUCCCGACCGACAAUACUCUUCAAUUAGUAUAGAUGAACAACUUGAAGCUCUUAGCAAAGCAGUGAAUGCUGGGAAGAUCAGAUACAUUGGUCUAAGUAAUGAAACACCAUAUGGCUUGAUGAAGUUUAUUCGGGUUGCAGAAAAAUUCGCUUCCUACCCAAAAAUAGUUUCUUUGCAGAAUUCGUAUAGUCUGCUAUGUAGAACUUUUGAUUCUGCAAUGGCUGAGUGCUGCCACCAGGAGAGUAUUAGCUUGUUGGCAUACAGUCCCCUGGCAAUGGGUAUACUUUCAGGAAAAUAUCUUUCCCCUUCCGGUGGUCCGGCCGAUGCUCGGUUAAAUCUUUUUAAAGGGAAGUAUUCGGAAGGAGAAUCCAGAUACAACUUGUCCAAUAAAGCUAUACAGGCAGCUACUACGGAAUACCAUAAUAUUGCAAAAAAAUACGGUCUUCAUCCUGUAUCUCUUGCUAUAGCUUUUGUCUUGCGACACCCCCUCGUUGCUAGUGUCAUUUUUGGAGCUACCAAAUCAUGGCAGCUCCAGGAGGUUUUGAAUGCAUGCAAGGUCAAGCUCACAUCUGAAGUUAUUGAAGACAUUAACAAGAUUCAUUCAAGGUUUCCAAACCCAUGUCCCUGAAGAAUGCAAAUAAUUACACUAAAAAGUCUACACGUGGAGACAAAAAGACCAACACACAUUGUAAAAGGUUUACAUAUCUGCCAAAUCCAUGUCCAAUGUUAAAGUAGCUUUUAAUUCAAAAAAGUAUAUUUUUUUUGGAGCUAGAUUGAUGCCAGAAGCCAAACUACUUUAAGUCUGCAUAUGAGGCUCAUGCUUGAGCAAAGACAUUAGAUGAUUUAUUUUUGUUAAACUUUUAUUUCCGAUGUAAGUUUAAUAAAUAUUUUUCUUUUGCUAUCUUAUGUUGGACUUACAAGUUACAA
Cicer arietinum (chickpea) is the source of this 1480-nucleotide messenger RNA. RefSeq lists its product as uncharacterized. The record is from RefSeq and is a predicted model, not a curated record. Gene Ontology annotation, molecular function: oxidoreductase activity. Lineage: Eukaryota; Viridiplantae; Streptophyta; Magnoliopsida; Fabales; Fabaceae.